This is a messenger RNA of Fusarium poae, 1392 nucleotides long. RefSeq lists its product as uncharacterized. The record is from RefSeq and is a predicted model, not a curated record. The coding region runs from base 1 to 1392 and encodes 463 amino acids. Lineage: Eukaryota; Fungi; Ascomycota; Sordariomycetes; Hypocreales; Nectriaceae. The transcript has 3 exons.
AUGCCCUCACAAUCAAAUCUGAGAGCUGCUCAGGCCGUUGUUCUUUCACGCCAGCGACUUCGCCGCGGUCUCAAUCGUGAUGCUGCCGGCCGCCGAAAGAAGCCACUGACUCUUCGUGCUGCUGAAGCUCGAUAUGCCGGCUCUGCUCGUGCAUCUAUCGGCCGCAUCGUCAAGAGACUUGAGGCUGCGAAUACCGUAGAUUAUGAGGAUGUUGUCGAUCCUAAGAUGGGGCGCCCGCGGCAACUCACGGAUGAGGAAGAAGAAGCUAUCGUGUGUUAUAUCAUCUGGAUGGAAAAGUCAGGCCUGCCUGCCUCCAAGUGGGAAAUAGAAGAUGCAGCACUUACUCUGCGGCGCCGCCGUGAUCCUGAUGCGAGACCUGUGAGCAAGAUGUGGUACUCUCGCUUCCGCGAUGAUCAUCCUGAGCUUGCGAAAUCGAUAUUGAAGUCGAGAGAAGCUUCGCGUGCCGAAUAUGAGGAAGGCGGCGUUGAUGAUACGAAGGAGUGGUUCCAACGCCUCAGCGAUGUGAUGACGAAGAAGCAGCUCAAGAAGAAGAAGACCUUCACGCCUGCUCAUUUCUCACUUCUUCCCUCAGAUAUGCGAUUUCACGCCGCUUCCAGCACCGCCGAGACCAUCGGCGAGCGAUAUCACGAUAUCCUCAGUUCUCCUACGCUCGCAGGGCUCCGGCACAUUCGCAACAUCGUUCAUGAAGCUGUGGUGCUUGAGGAUGUUAUCAAAAUAUCGCUGCAAGAUCUGCGAGAUCAACAAGAGGAGGCUAUCGCCGACGAUAAGAAGAAGCAACAUAAGCAGGGUAUACGAUUCACACGAUCUGUCAUCAUCAAGGAGAUGAACCGCCUCAAGGAUGAGUGGCGAGAGAAUAAAGAAGUUAUCGUCAACGGCAUACCAAAGAGGCUGCAGUUCAAGCAGUGGUUGGAGCACACAGGGAAGCAAUAUGACUAUUUAUCUAUGGAUACACAGCGUUCACAAAUGACUCAAGCACUGAAAGAAGAGACUGACGGCUAUAUGAUAGAUACACAACUCCCUGAUGAUGUGCGUGAAGCUAUCCGCAAGGCACAGUAUGCCGCGAAGCCCCUCAGCGCCGUUGAUCUCACCGGCCUCCCUCACAGUGAUGAUACGGUCACUUUCAACCUCACACAAGCACACGAGCACGAGGAAAUGGAUGAAGAAGACGAGAUUCUUCCUGUAAUUGAAGUCGCCGGCGGCAGCGAAGUCGAGAUGCCCUCAUCGCCGCCCUGUGCACCUGACUCUGAGUCAUCACUACCUACACUUCCCUCAACUCCUUGUCCCUAUCAACACCACACGCAGCUUCAUGAGUCACUUCGUGAUAUCAUCAGGGGAAUAAGAACGGCACAAGAAGAUAGCCUUAUUGGCUAA